Messenger RNA from Galleria mellonella (greater wax moth), 7434 nucleotides. RefSeq lists its product as uncharacterized. The record is from RefSeq and is a predicted model, not a curated record. The transcript has 2 exons. The coding region runs from base 3741 to 5258 and encodes 505 amino acids. NCBI's taxonomy places the organism in Eukaryota, Metazoa, Arthropoda, Insecta, Lepidoptera, Pyralidae. Gene Ontology annotation, molecular function: protein dimerization activity.
UUUGCCCAAUUCUGUUUACACAAAUAAUAUACAGAUGAAUUCUGGAACUACUCUUUUUUAAAGUUGGCUAAAAAUGUAUGGCUAAUAUGCAUUUUACUUUUAUCAAUUUGUUCAAAUAUGAUAGCAUUAUGUACCCGCUAUCAAAUAUGUGUUUCCAUGUAUAGUGACGUCAUUCGACGCAACGCCAACGGUAAUGAUGUAAAUACCUACAUAAUAAUGGAAUGGUAACCCCGCCUGCGCUAUCGGUAUACGCUGGAGGGGCACCAGUGAGACAUGAUACGUGCAUGAUACGCAAGGACGAAAGUAGGUCAGUUAGCCGAUCGUGACGAAUUCAAUAAGAAUUAACAAUGAUAGUGUCCAGAAGGAACCGCGUGGAAGUCGACCUGAUAGAGUAUAUUGCUAGUCGUGGAGGUGUAAGAUCCUCAUUACUAACCAUCCAUUUUACCCCACGGUGACGAUAUAUAGUUUCGUAAUUGGUAUAUAAUUAUAUUGUAAUCCACAAAAAAAAACCAACUUCAAUUAUGGCAAAACCAAUUAUUUUGAUUUUAAAUUACUGAACCGAUUUUGAUAAAAUUUCUAUUAGAACAAUUUAUAUGUACCUAUUUUUAUUUAAUAGGAUAUAUCUUCUAGAUAAAAAAAAAACAAUUUUUCAAAUUGGUUCAGAGCUGACGGCGACAUGAGUUAACAAUCAUAAAAAAAUAUAGAGAAAUUGGGGACUUCCUUUUUGAAGUCGAUUGAAAAGUGCGAUCGUUCUCUGGCGAUGGAAAAUAUCGUUAACCAACCAAAUUUUAAUUAAUUUAAUCAGCUUAAUAACAGUAUGGCAUGUAUCAUUGCACAUAUGUAUAGAUUAUAAAUGUACAAAUCUUUCAAAUCCAAACUAUUACUGUAGUCUAACUAUUUAUUGUAUAACUACUCGUAGUAUUGGAGUUUUUAUAAAUUUUCGUCCUAAUAAUUAUAUAUUAUGAAUCUCAUGUCGUGGCGGCCUUUAAUUGAGGCAGCAUUUUAUAAUGUAACCAUAUUAUAAUGUAUUUUAAGUAGAUAUAAAUGUAUGCUUUGUUGGUUGUCCUUAAAUAAAUAAAUAAAUUUAUCCGAACGAUGGCAAAAGAUUCGCCCUUGGCAUGCUAACUUCUAAUAGAUAUGUUAAAUGCGUACUAAAGCAACAGUUGAGUUCCUCGCCCGUUUUCAGCUGAAAUUGCAUUACGAAUGGGCAGUAGAAUCAUAAAAAAUGACUAUUCAAAAAUGUUUAAAUUUAAUUUUAUUUCAAUAAAAAUUGUACUUUUUCGUAUCGACUAUAGCUGUGUAGGUCCCGGCAUAGAAUAGGCCAUCCCUUACUUUCCCGUGGGUAUCGUAAGAGACAAGUAAGGAAGCUUAUGGUUGAGGGAUGGAUAGCAAUGUCCCACUUAAAAUAUCACCAAAAGCCAAAACUGCGGUUGCCAACCCGCCUGUCAAGCGUGGCAACUACUAACAAAACCCUCUUAUGGGGGAGGCUAUGUUCAGCAAUGGACAGUUAACGGCUGAUACAAUAUCGACUACAUCAUCAUCAUCAUUACAUGUCAUUAUAUCGACAACUGUUGAACAUGGAUCUCCCUCAUAUUUCACAACAAAGUACGCCCUAAGUUACAGAUGGGCAAAGCACCGGGUUUAAACCCGGUGCUUUGGUAAAAACCCAAUAAACACCCAUAAACUCCCAUAAUCACCCAAAAAAAUAGGUUUUUACGUAUUUUUUUGAAAAUAUGUAAGUAAUACCAAUAAAUUAUUUUUAUAAAUUGUAUUGAUCAAUUCUACAAUAUUAAAUAAAACGUUAACUAAUAAUAUUUCAGGAAAUUUUAAAAAUCUAUAUAUAAUAAAAUGAAAGUAAUUAAUUUUCAGUGUUUUCAUGUUGCAGUUGAUCAACAUGUUGGCCUUUUGCUUCCCGUAGAUACUUUAAAAUUUCUUCAUAACACCUCGUUCGCACACAUGGCCGUAUAUAUUUAAAUUCUUGAGCCACUAACAGUCCGAAAUACUCAUUUCUUUUAUCCUCUUCUCCAUAAAUUAAGCAUUUAGAACAGUUUGUUUCUUCUUUCAGUAAAUUUUCUUUUACUUUAUCCUCGUUUCUUUUCUUUGUUGCGACGACGCUGGGUAAAUCAUCUGGACACUGGGUCUCACUAUCGCCAAAUAUAUUUGGAGAUCGGCUUCGGCUACGGCUUGGCAGACAUUUUUUUCUUUCUACAAUUUUAAAUUAAAUUUAUUAGAAUAAAUGCUUCGAACACACGCGAUCUAAGUACCUUUUGUGUUUAUUAUACCUUACCUACCUAGGUAUAAAAAGAGUACUUACGUAGAUUUUCUUUUAUUAACUGUUUUAUACGAAGAUCUUGAUCUCUCAAAUUAGCAUCCAUUUUACUUCCAGUGAUUAUCAACUAAAUUAAUAAUCCACAAAGUAUUAAAUAACGUUUUUAUGAAAUAUUUAGCACAAAAACAAUACCCUUUAAAUAUCGAUCGUCAGUAACUGUGGCUGACUUACCUAUAUUCUAGCAAGCAGGACUGCCAGAUGUGAAGGGGAAAUCCCCAAUAAAUUGUUGCAUGUGACUGAUGAUGUGAGCAUGUUCGUUUCAUAAUAAAAAUGUUGCCAGGUAACCAAAAAGUCGUAUGUUUUUGUGCGAAUUACGAUCAUAAUCUUUACGAUCGUACAUUAAAAAAUAGACAAAUAAUAGUAUGAGUACGAUUUAAAUCGUAUAUCUGUCAACCCUGCUAGCAAGACAGCGACAAAAUCACGUUGCAUAACAAUGUAGCCCAAGCUUAUAUCUUAUGAAAUAUACGGAAGAGAUACGGACUUAGAAAAAACAGAAAUGUUGUUCUUUGUGGAAGUCAUUGAUGAAAUUCUAUGUAUUUUAGCCCGCAAACUUUCUUCAAACAAAAACAGCGCCAUCUAGUAUCGAGUUCUGUAAUUAUCUCUUUGUUUAUGGAUUUGAAGUAAGACCGCCACGCAUGCAAUACAUUAUGACUGGGGAUUCCCCUAUUCGUCGACGCUGAAUAUGAGGCGACGACAAUCACUGUCAAACGUGUUCACUAUUACUCUGACUCUGGUAACGUGACUUCCUGGUAACGUGUUAGGUAGGAAAAGCAGUAAAAAAGUGCAUAUUAAGGGAGCAGAUUUGAAAUAAUAUUUAUACUUAACAAGAAAUAAUUAAAGGUUCAAUGGGGAGACCUAAAGAUUUACGCAUAUGGGAGCACUACCGUACUUUACCAAACAAGUCUGUUUCUUGCAAGCUUUGUAAUAAGGUCUACAAAUUCAGUAAUGCUGCCAAAAUGCUUCAACAUCUUAUCACUUGUCCAAAAUCUCCAGAAACAUUAAAAGACUCUAUGAAACUUAUAAAAGAUAGCUCGUCCAAAACCAAAAUGUCUGGACUGCGUGAAUUUACUGGGUACAGAGGAAUAACACCUGAGUCCUCAGGAAUGGCAACGCAUGGGGGGUAUCAUGGGCGAAACAGUAUACUCUGUUAUGUCCAUGGUACUGCUCGUGUCUAUGGGCGGCGGUUACCACUUUCCAUCAGGUGGGCCGUCAGCUUGUUUGCCAUUCUAAGUUCUAUAAAAAAAAAAAAAAAAAAAAAAAAAAAAAACUGUCAGAGAUAGAGACAAAUGAUUCUUUUAUAAGCCCCUCGUCGUCUGCUAACACUACAAUAAAUGCUGAGUUUCAAGACACCGAUGAUCAUAUAAAAACAGAAUUAGCGAGAGCUAUAUUUGUAACAGGGACGCCAUUAUCGAUGGUGCAACAUCCUUUAUGGAUACAAUUUUUCGAAAAAUUGCAACCAAAAUUUAAAAUACCUUCACGUAAAGCUUUAGCGACAAAAUACUUAGAUAAAAUAUAUAGAGAAAUGCGUUUUGAGUUAAAUGAGGAACUAAAUGCUUGUAGUUACUUACACCUUCAGUGCGAUGGCUGGUCUAAUUUAAGAAAUGAAGGAAUAAUAAACUUUCUUAUAUCAAAACCUCAACCUGCAUACGUUAAAAGUUUGAAUACAGAAAGUAAUCCUCACACUAGUGAAUACCUUAGCCAAGAAGUUGAAAAAGUAAUGAAAGUGUAUGGAGCAAAUAAGUUUCUUGUACUUAUUGGCGAUAACGCUAGAAAUAUACAAAAGGCAUUCGAAUUAACAAAACUCAAAUAUCCACAUGUUGUUCCUCUCGGUUGCUGUGCACAUAUCCUUAACUUGUUGUGCCAAGAUAUUGUAAAGAUACAAGAAGUAACUGUGUUUAUUAUGCAAGCCAUAAAUAUAAUAAAAACUGUUAAAAGGAGUCAACGAUUAAGUUCCUUGUUGAUAAAAUCAAGGCAGGGUGAAGAUUCUACACAAACACUAAAAUUGCCUUGUGCUACAAGAUGGGGAAGUCAUGUUACUUCGUUAAAAAGUUUGAAAGCAAAUAAGAUAGCUUUGCAAAUAUUAACAGUUAGAGAAGAUGUGGUAAUUUCAAGAGAUAUUAAAGAUUUAAUUCUAAGUGAUGAUUUCUGGACGAAGACAGGGGAAUGUAUAAGUAUUUUGGAACCAGUCACUGAAAGCAUAUUUUACUUAGAGAGCGACCAGAAUCGUUUGCAUCGCACAUACAUUACAUUUAGAGAUGUACAAGCUAAGAUACGUUUUGCAUUAAAUGAGAUUUCGACAUUGAGCGAAGAAAGCAAACAGCAGAUUCUAACAUCAGUAUCUUCAAGAUGCAAUAUGGCAAUGAGGCCAAUACAUUUUGCAGCAUAUAUUCUAGACCCCAGGACUCUAGGAGUCGAACUUACUCAAGAGGAAGAACUUAAGGGUAUGGAGUUUAUCUACAAUUUAAGCCAACACUUAAGUUUGUCAAAUGUAAUGGCAGAUUUGGCGUGUUAUAAAGCUAAAGAAAACUUUUGGGCCAGAGGAUUUGUAUGGAGCUCAUUAGAUAGCAUUGAGCCCCUAAUAUGGUGGAAAGGUAUUUGUGGUUCCACUGAGUUAAGCAAAGUAGCGAUUCGUAUUCUAUCAGCUCCCUGUACUUCGGCAGCCACUGAGCGUUCCUUUAGUAUCCAAGGCUACAUACAUAAUAACAAAAGAAAUCGACUUACAACUGAAAGAACUGAAAAAAUUUCAUUCAUUUGUUAUAACUGGAAUCUUAAACAUAAAGCUGAAUGCGAGGACAUUCAGUUUAAUGAAGAAAAUACCUUAGAAGCUUUCAUUGAGCAAGUAAAUGAACAUAACAGUUUAGACGAAAUAGAGCCUAUCGAACCUAUACAAUUCAUCGCUUGUAAUAACUCUGAAUCUGACAGUGAUUGACUGUAGUUUUACAUUUUACUUUCAUCUCUUUCUUAAUAAACUCAAAAUCAAAUUAAAAGUUUUUUAUUCUGUAGGCUGCAUAAUAAUAUUGUCUAUGUCCAGUAUAGUGGACGUCUUGCGGCUGAGAUGACGAUGAUGAAGUACAAAAUCAUAAACACCCAAAAAUUUGGGUGUUUAUGGGGUUUAAACCCAAUAAACCCAAAACACCCGGUUUUUACCCACCAGACUUUAAACCCACCCAGGUGGAUUGCCCAUCUCUACCCUAAGUAAAUACUCGGCGAUGCUUUUUAACACUUCACUCUAUCACGGGGAGUAUAGCGCCCCACUAUACUUACGUAUGCCUGCUCGACCCAUAACAAUGAUAUUCGAUAAAUUGCUUUUACCCACGAUUUGAUCCGCGUGACCGGGUUAUGUUUACUGACCGAGAUAAAAAGUAUACUAUAUACUUCUCCAUCUUAUAUAGUGCUUGAAUACCAAAUUAUACAGUGAGUGUGGGGAAAGGGAUUGUUGGUAAUGGGGUCUAACUGACCUAUUGCUAGCAAUACACCCUGUCAGGUCGACCUCCACGCGGUUCCCCCUGGAAACCAUCGUGGUUAAUUCUAAUGGAAUUCGUCACGAUGGGCUAAGUGACUUGCUUUCAUUGUCACCUAUCAUCCCUCACUGGUGCCCCGUUGGUGUAUACCGAUAGCGAAAGCGGGGUUACCAUUCCAUUAUCACCCAUUAAAAAAAAAUAUACAGUGAUUGGUUUAACUGUUAAGACGCUAUAAAGUAAAAAAAAAAAAACUCACUUUACUAAGGAUUACACACAAAGAAAUUAAUUGUUCUUAUCAUUACAUUUGUGUGCAAUAAAGAAUAAAAAGAAGGUAACAUGUUAAGGUGCUUCAUCCCAUCGGAGAUCAUUUUUGAAACGUCAUUCAGAUUGCGUUAAUAGUAAAAAAUCUGAAAUAAAUAUAUAUUAAACUACAAUCUGUUUGAAAUUAAUUAAUUUAAAUUAUAAGUUACUUUCAUUGUCUAAAAAUUGAUAUUUCACCAAAAUCCGAUAAACAUACAUGAAAUUAUAGUAGAUACGUUUUUCUUCUAUCUUAAUCUGUGCAUUUAAUUUUAAAUUUGGCCAAAAUUUUAUUGUUAACACCUUAAUUUGUGUCAAAUACAUAUCGGAAAGUUAAAAGGGUCUCCGCGCAGGACGCACGCGGCAGUUUACCGAUUGUACUCAGACGGGAAACCCGUGUCCCAAGGUGUCGAAAAUUCUGCGGGAUAAUGCUGUUGACUUUCUUUGAGUACAUAGACUAUUUACAAAUAGUUUCAAAGAAAUGGGCUUGACGCUCGGAUCGACGUAUCAACAUUAUUAACCCUUUUCGAUGUUUCUAUUUGUGAGUUGUUUGUAAACGCAUGAUUGUAGUAAACUUUUAUCAUUAUUAGGUCAUUUGUUAAGAUUGUACAGUGUCGUAUAUACGAUAAUUAUAUAUAAAUGUUAUAUAAUAUUGUAUACAGAUUAUAUUUUAUAAAUGUUGUUAACUAAUUAAUUCAGAUAGUUUUAUUUUUUAUACAACUUAGAAUGGCAAACAAGCCGACGGCCCACCUGAUGGAAAAUUGUAACCGUCGCCUAUAGACAUGAGCAGUACCAUGGACAUAAUAGAGUAUACUGUUUCGCCCAUGAUACCCCCCAUGCGUUGCCAUUCCUGCGGACUCAGGUGUUAUUCCUCUGUACCCUGUAAAUUCACGCCAUAUCCCACCCUUCAAACAGAAACACAGCUAUGCGAACACAACUGCUUCACGGUUGAAACACGAAUGGGACAGAGGUACCCAAGCAAUAGACUUUUGUACAAAGUCUCCCUCUGGUUUGGGGAGAAAAGACCGUUAGUGACGGGUACUAGUGGCCUCAUUGCUAGCAAUAUAUCCUAUCAGGUCGAACUCCACAACGGGCUCUCUAGAAAAAUUCGCAAUAAAUUUCUCAUGAAUUCGUCAUGAUAGGCCAAUUGAUUGAUCUGAUUUCAUUCUAACAAUCCAAGUUUGUACUUUGUUAUGUUAGAUUUAAAUACUUAAUUUGUUUCAUCUCAAAGGAAUUGUUGACAAAUGUCUUUGACAACCUUAUUUAGGAUUACAGUUGUGAGGAUAUUUAUUAUUCAUACUAAUAUUUUCCCGCGACUUCGUCCGUGUUUUAUCGCGAUAAAAGGUA